AACCCAAAACAAACCAUUUCUUUUUUAUGAGAACCGAAAGACUUCUUCUUUGGUUCCGUUGGAAGCUCUUACUUUCUUUUAUAUUUAUCCUUUUUCAAAAUCCCUACCUCUCUCUCUCUCUCUCUCUCUCUCUCUCACACACACACCCCCCCUCCGCGUUGUUUCGCUUGGAAUCUCUUCGAUCUGAUGCAAUGCUUCGAGGUAAUCUUCUAACAAGAAUUUCCCAGAUGGAGUUAAAAGGUGAUCUUGGAUUGGCAUGCACCGAUGUUAAUAGAGCUGGAGUUUCAAUGGGUCAGCCACAUUUUAGCCUGAUACAAUUGGAACUGCUGCAUGAACAUGGAAACCCCCCUCCCCCACUGGGUGUCUAAUUGAAGGGGAAUUCCUUGUUGGACCAUGACACCAAACAAGCAUCCAUACAUAAAUGACUGAGAACAGUUUCUAGACUUCAACGAGGUGUUGGAAGUGUUUUGUGGUAGUCUUGUGGUGCAUCAUGUAUUGGCAAUUGGUGUUUUCUGUAGAAAGGUUCACCCUGUUGCUUAUUUUAGCAAGAAACAUCGCUGGGCAAGAGAUAAGUGCUCCACUUAGCACCUCAUGUGCAUGGGUUUCUCACUGCAUCAGACACUGAAUUCAUUUAUGCUCAAAAUCAUGGCUUUAAAGUAGAUUGGAAGUUUAGUGCCGAACAUACAGAAUAAGUCCCUAUCUUCAAGAGUUCACAUCUGUCCUCCAGUGUUACUUUGAUGUGUAGAACAAGGAUGCGGAUGUGCUUACCCAUAGGGGGAUGAUUCUUUUGGCCACGAUUACAAGAAGAUGUUCAAAUGAUGAUUUAGUUGCGAAUGUUUGUGGAUGUCCAAACAGAAAGAAACUUGUGAAGAUGCAUGCAUAUUGGACAUAUUGGGUUGAGCACUGAUCUUGGACAGCUGCCGAAUAUCUAAAGAAUCUCAGAAUCUGCUGCAACAAGUGUCUUCUGAUGGUUCAACAAAUGAUUGAUCCUAAAACCAAAGACUCGGGACUGUCCAACGCAGAAAGUAGCUUACCCCCAUCUGAUAAGCAACAGCUACCAUCAAAGAAGACAGCACUGAGAGACUUGCAGAAUGAUAACAUAAUCAGACCAAAACCUGUGGAGAGCUCUUAUUUUCUGAAGGAUAGGAGUCCUACUAUGGCUGCUGUUAAGGUUUCUGGAAUCAAGAGACCUGCACCUGAAUGCCCCACCAGCCCUCCUGGUCAUCAUUCUCCAAACAAUAAAGCAAAUGGACAUAUUGUGUACAUCCGAAGAAAAUCUGAAUCCGAAGUAGGAAAGAGCAGCAGUUGUGAAAUCACAGAAAAUGGUGCUGAUUGUCAACCAUUCAGGCAGUUUAGCCACAGGGAACAAGAAACUUACUGGCAACAAAUACAGAUGGACUCUAAGAUUUCUUCUUUUGCUGCAUUUGCACCCAUUCCAAUGGCCCCUCAUAUGACUUUUUCAUCUGGGGGACCUACAGUUCUUUCUCGAGGGGAAAGUGGUAAUGGGCUAUCACCAGCAGAACCAAAUUAUCCUGGGGUUUCUGCUGCAGUGCCAUUUCUUGUUAGUCCUCAGGCAAGUAAUCAACACUGGAGAGAACGGUCCCUCAGGUUGGAAACAUUCUUAAGGAACUGUGACCAUUCAAAUCAGGAGGAAUACAUCCAGAUGCUUCGAUCCUUAUCCGCAGCUGGUCGUAGCAAACAGGCUGUUGAGAUAGAGAAAAAGGCAAUACAGCUUUUGCUGGAAGAAGGCAUUUUCUUGACUCUUAUUGGUAUCCCCGGCACUCGCCCACUCCAUGCUCAGUUGGGAACUUCAUUUUCAAAUGGGAGGGAGUUGCAUCGAAUGAAAGUUCUUAAUGUAUUUGGGAAAUCUUCACAAAAGAGCAGCAUAUCACCCUCUAUUCAACCAGUGCAAUCAGAGUGAGAAGAUGCCACGAACAACACUGAGAAUGUAUGCUUCAGUAAUGACAAGGGAAUGGCUUCCAAUUAUUUCCUUUGGUAGAAGUUCAACAUCAGUUUUUUUUUUUUUUUUUUUUGAAAGCCAUGUUGAAUUCUUCCUUGAGCUUCCCAAAUUCUCCGUAAGUUGUGUGGUUGUGAUGCACCAUUCAUUCUUCUCUCCUAGUGCUAGAGGAAAGGCCCGAACUCCAUCAAUAACUGUCAUCUAAUGAAUUCUGAUUCAAUAAAUUGUGCUUUAUGGCAGUUAUUGUCAA
Macadamia integrifolia is the source of this 2207-nucleotide messenger RNA. RefSeq lists its product as uncharacterized. The coding region runs from base 968 to 1921 and encodes 317 amino acids. The record is from RefSeq and is a predicted model, not a curated record. NCBI's taxonomy places the organism in Eukaryota, Viridiplantae, Streptophyta, Magnoliopsida, Proteales, Proteaceae. The transcript is spliced from 7 exons.